AUGAAAAUCAACCUCUCCUCGUCGCUGAUCCUUCUCCUUCCCGCGCUGUCGACUGCGUUGGUGGACGUGCCUCAGUCGACAGCUCGCGCCUCAUAUGGUUCUUCGGGCCUCCAAAAUCGCUACACUGAACCUGACUCAUACGCUUCUGGCAAUGUUGCUAAAGGGUUACAGGGAAGCCCCGUGGACCGUCAAGAUGGCAAACCUCACGCAGGCCCGUGGGUAGAAACGGGCGCAGAACGUGACCGCAAGAGCUCAGGUACUACUAUCAAAGGAAGUGACGAGUACGAGGUCGUGCCCUCGAAGCUUGAUAUGAAAAUCCCGUCGUCGGACCACAUAAGCACUGAAGAUGGAAAAGUGAUUCCACAUUCCAAUGGAGGCGUGAUGGACGAUCCUCACCGAGCGGGUCCAAAAGAAGGCACAAGGGGUACUGAGGGUGGUGUGUCGGAGAAGAGCAAGGACUACCAGUAUGCGGACAAAUUGCCUGGAAGUCCCAAAGAGGCGCCCCCGUUACCUCACAGCGAGAUGCAAAAGCUGCCGUCGGAUGGCGACAGCAGCUCCGGAGGGAGUGGGCGAACUGCCGAUGACUCGAGCACACGCGGCAAGCUUGAGAAACCCGCCGAUCUGCCCAACAAACCACACGAUAUCCCCCACCCCCAGCCUCCCUCUCAGAUGAAGGAAGAUCCUUUGGCCAUUGAACAUUCAUCAACUGGAUCUGGAUCAUACGCCGGCUCCACCUCAAGCUACGACAAGACCACCGGCCUUCCCGAAGAGAGCGAUGGUCUCCAUUCGCUUGUUUUCGCAUUUACCAUGAUCGUUGUCUCAGAGAUUGGAGACAAGACUUUCCUUGUGGCCGCACUAAUGGCCAUGCGACACCCACGAUUGGUCGUGUUCUCGUCUGCGUUCUCCGCGUUGAUCGCCAUGACCGUCCUCUCAGCCGUCCUUGGCCACGCCGUUCCCACGCUGAUUCCCAAGUCCGUCACAAAGUUCAUGGCUGCGAUCCUUUUCUUGGUUUUUGGCGCCAAGAUGUUGAAAGAGGGUCGCGAGAUGUCUCCGGACGAGGGUGUUGGCGAGGAAAUGCGCGAGGUGGAGCAGGAACUGGAAGAAAAGGAACAAGAGCAAAUUCGCUUGGGCCGUCGUCGUUCGUCGGUCACGCCCCAUAACCUGGAAGCCGGCCGUGCUGGCGGUCGCCCCAAGUCGCGUGGAAACCGCAUGCCUUCUCCCCCGGAGAGCAUUUCCUCUUCUUCCUCUCGUGGCUCAUCCCCCAACCCUCAACACCGCCUGAACGACUUCAUGGCGGGCGUGAGCAACCUCUUUUCCCUUCUCCUCAGCCCCGCGUGGGUUCAAACCUUUGUUAUGACAUUCCUCGGCGAAUGGGGUGACCGCAGCCAGAUCGCCACCAUUGCCAUGGCCGCUGGCCAGGACUAUUGGUGGGUCACGAUUGGCGCGAUCACCGGCCACGGUCUCUGCACGGCUGCCGCUGUCAUCGGCGGACGUGCGAUCGCAGGCCGUGUCAGCAUGCGCGUCGUUACGCUGGGUGGCGCCGUGGCGUUCCUUGUAUUUGGCAUCAUCUACCUGAUCGAAGGCUUUUUCUGA
This is a messenger RNA of Penicillium argentinense, 1593 nucleotides long. Its product is annotated as TMEM165/GDT1 family protein. NCBI's taxonomy places the organism in Eukaryota, Fungi, Ascomycota, Eurotiomycetes, Eurotiales, Aspergillaceae. Gene Ontology annotation, molecular function: calcium ion transmembrane transporter activity; manganese ion transmembrane transporter activity. Gene Ontology annotation, cellular component: Golgi apparatus; fungal-type vacuole membrane. Gene Ontology annotation, biological process: Golgi calcium ion homeostasis; calcium ion transmembrane transport; Golgi calcium ion transport. The transcript is spliced from 3 exons. The coding region runs from base 1 to 1593 and encodes 530 amino acids. The record is from RefSeq and is a predicted model, not a curated record.